Messenger RNA from Cladophialophora yegresii CBS 114405, 567 nucleotides. RefSeq lists its product as uncharacterized. NCBI's taxonomy places the organism in Eukaryota, Fungi, Ascomycota, Eurotiomycetes, Chaetothyriales, Herpotrichiellaceae. The transcript has 2 exons. Bases 1 to 567 code for a protein of 188 amino acids. The record is from RefSeq and is a predicted model, not a curated record.
AUGGCGGCCGAUCGCUCACCGCAGCCUCCCAAGGAGGCGUGGGAGCGUCGGAAGCACGUCAUCCGAAGAUGGUACUUGACCGAGAAUCGAACAUGUGAAGAUAUCCAGAGAACGCUCGAAAACGAAGGCUUCAAAGUGAGCGAGAGGCAGAUCAAGAACAGGCUUAGCGAAUGGAAAUUCGAGCGCAAAAAGACCCCUUUUCAGCAGUAUGUGGCCAUGUUGGUCGUCGCCGACUAUUACAAGUCUUGCGGCGUGGACAUCGACUUUGAGGUUCCGAAAAGGGAGGAACGAGUGACUUACACCACACAGAAGGUCAGGAAAGAAUGUGAGAGAGUCAAGAAAAGAUACGCUACCCGUGGUCAGCCUUUGCACCUACCCUCUCUCUCUCACGCUCAGGCGAUCCUGGAACAGAACAAAAUCUCCUGGAGUGAAAAGCAUUUGGUGGUGCGGCCGAAUGUCUUUGAACAGGACCAUCCCUACAACGGGCUUCUGUCGCCCUUUGUCAAGCCUGCCGCCAUGCUCCAGCUGUUCAAAUUGGCAAAUCCAUCUGGAGUCUAUGUCCUAUGA